This is a messenger RNA of Gryllus bimaculatus (two-spotted cricket), 1009 nucleotides long. Lineage: Eukaryota; Metazoa; Arthropoda; Insecta; Orthoptera; Gryllidae. The record is from the annotation of a GenBank genome assembly.
CCGCCGUCGCUGUCGCGGCGCUCGACGUCGCCCGAGGCGCCGGAAGGGCGCGGCGCCGCCGCCUCCUCCGCUGCUGCCGCCGCCGCUGCCGGCGUCGCGUCGCCCGCCAAGCGCCAAGCGGGGCUGCGCACGCGCAUGCGGCCGCCCCUGCAGAGCGACAGCCACGGCAUGCAGCGCAAGCUGCGCGACCGCUUCGCCCAGAGCGUGCCCAGGACCAUUAGGCUGUUGAUAAUUACUUCGAUGAAGAAGAUCGAUAUUUUAUUAUAAGGAAUUUUUAGAUCCAUAUUCCAUUAUUUCUGUAAGUUUAGAUUACAUUAUUCAUAUAUUUUUCGGAAUAAUCAAACUCCAGAAGAUGAAACCUACUGAAAUUUGCAUUAUUAUAACAUUUUGAUAUCAUACUGUUAAAAUCUACUUAGAACAAUCUUUUUCUUCAAAUUUUCAACUGGAGUCACUGUCCUUUUGAAAGAAAUUGUAAAUAGCUAUGCAAACAUUGGAUAUUACCUUAUAACAAAGUUCGUCGUAGUGAAUUUUUGUUCUGAAACUGGAUGAGCUACUUAAUCUACUACGUGUUGUAUUACCUUUACGAUUGCUAAUCAGAUUAUGUUAUUCUUACAAAAUAUUUCGAAAUGAAGCGUGAUAAAAUCGUUUUAUAUGCAAAUCAUAAAAUGCACUACAAGAGAUUUAAAAUAUUGUAUGCUUUAUCUUCUCCUUGAUUCAUGAAAUAUGUACUUCAGGGUGUGUUUUUUCCUCUUUUUUAUAUUUAUAUUCAUCUUUAGAUUUGUAGCAUUGUUUUUCAUAUACUUGCGCUUGCAAUUAAUACGAUAUUUUGAAGAAGUAAUACAAAUACCAAUGCUGUAUCAUCCGUUUUGUGCUAUUUUAUACGCACUUGAUACCAAGAAAUACUAUCAAGACUGGUAAAUGAAAUCUGUUACAGAUUUAUUUCAAGUAGUAGCGUUAUAUGUUAACAAAUGGCAUUUGUACAUGAAUUCCACUAUAUUUUUAAAAGAAU